This is a messenger RNA of Coffea arabica (coffee), 2265 nucleotides long. RefSeq names its product transcription factor PIF4. NCBI's taxonomy places the organism in Eukaryota, Viridiplantae, Streptophyta, Magnoliopsida, Gentianales, Rubiaceae. Gene Ontology annotation, biological process: regulation of DNA-templated transcription. Gene Ontology annotation, molecular function: protein dimerization activity; DNA-binding transcription factor activity. The record is from RefSeq and is a predicted model, not a curated record.
UUCGACGAAAAAUUGCAAUCCAGACAAGGCAAAUUUGAAAUACGUUUCGGCGUAUGACGUUACAAGGAGUGAGAUAGAGGGCCGGAGAUGAUUGACGGUUGAGACGAGAAUUGGAAAAGAGGAGAAAUAUUUGUUAUGAGAUGAGUACUAUUACACGGCAUUGAGAGAGUGAGUGGGACUACAUUAAGGACUGGGACAGGUUCUUCCCCCUUUCCUCCUGCUGGCUCUGAUAGAGAUAUUCUGGAGGAAUAAUUUGUUUUCUGAUUGAAAUCUGAUAUCCCUUCUUCCUUUCCUGAACAAGUGAAGCAUCACAAACAACAAUCAGUUUGUAGCUGUACAACAUUUCCCCAGCUGUAAUUUGGAGCCAUGAAUCCUUGCUUUCCGGAUUGGAAUUUUGGGGUUGAAUUCCCAGAGCCCAUUCUGAAGAACAAGCCCCUGGGAAUGGACAAUGAGCUAGUGGAGCUGUUGUGGGAAAAUGGACAAAUUGUGCUGCACCCUCAAUCUCAUCAUCACCACCAUCCAAAACCAGGGACUGCUGAUCAACAAGAGAAUCAAUCUAGGCAGGUUGACAAACACAACCAUGAUCAAUCAGUGAGCAGAGGCAGUACAGGGGGUGGCUCUUGUCAAAAUCAGGUUACUAGUUUGAUUCAAGAUACUGAGACAGUCUCUUGGAUUGAUGAUCCCUUUGACAAGGAAUUCACCUCUGACUUCUUAUCUGAAUUUCCAAUCUCCAAUCCAGUUGAGCAAGGUCCACAUGAGGAUGAUAAGUUUAAAAAAUUUGGCAUAUCACAAGACCUCCACAACCAUCCUGUCCAGUUACCCAAUGAUAAACCUUCUGAUGUCAUCAACUCAUUGCCUCCAGGAUUUCACAACUUUGAUUCUGCUCAGCCCAAUCAUUCCCAUUUACCAAGAGCUGCUAACGCUCCUUUGUCUGCCAAGGCAGAUUUGAGAUCCUCAAGUGAUGGAGUUAGCAAUAGGACUUUGGGAGGUGAAGCUAGAGAGUAUUCUUCCGCCAAGACGGUUGGCACCAGCCACUGCGGCAGCAAUCUAGUAGUAAAUGAUACUGAUACAAGCCGAGUUUCGAGUGGUGGGAUUGCUAAUCAUAGAGGUUUUUCAGGAGCUAUGGCCAAGGAUCAUCGUGUUGGGAAAAUGAGCUCUCAAAGCGACGGACUUCAAACAGAUCAGACAGAGGAAACAGCAAUUACAUCAUCUUCUUCUGAUGGAUCUGAGACUAGUUUUGGGAGAACAUGUAACCAAUCAACUGGUACCAAUUCUCAUAAGAGGAAAAGCAGAGAUGCAGAAGAUUCAGAGUGCCAAAGUAAGGCCGCUGAAUUGGAGUCAGCUGCCAGAAAGAAACCAGCAGUAAAAUCUGGGAGUUCACGCAAAAGCCGUGCUGCUGAAGUCCAUAAUCUCUCUGAGAGGAGACGGAGAGACAGGAUCAACGAGAAGAUGAGGGCUUUGCAGGAGCUUCUUCCCAAGUCUAACAAGACAGAUAAAGCAUCGAUGCUAGAUGAAGCUAUAGAAUACAUGAAAUCCCUUCAGCUACAACUUCAGAUGAUGUGGAUGGGAAGUGGAAUGGCACCAAUGAUGUUUCCUGGUGUCCAACACUACAUGCCCCGCUUAGGGAUGGGAAUAGGCCCACUGGCAAUGCCUUCCAUUCACAGCCAGAUGCAUCUCCCAAGGCUGCCGCUGCUUGAUCAAGCGACAAUACCAAAUCAAGCUGCACUAUGCCACCAGACCACAAUGUUCAAUCCCAUGAAUUAUCAUGCUCAGUUGCAGAAUUCCAAAUUAUCUGAGCAAUAUGCCAAUUACAUGGCAUUCCACCCUCUGCAGAAUGCAUCACAGUUAAACGUUUUCGGCUUCGGUUCCAACACAGCACAGCAACAUAAUCACUCGUUAGCCCCAUCUGGCAACUCAAAUGGACCCUCUGUAGGAUGAGCUGCAGCUGAUAAUGCUAACUCCGGAGCAGGAAAUACAUUAAUUAUGCUGAUGGAUUGGUGACCAUUACAUAUGAAUAUGUACAGAUUAGGUCUACAUAGAUUCGAACACUGAAGCUGGGAGAUAUUUGCUCAUCGCAUGAUUUAUUGAAGAAUGAGAAAAUGCCUCUCUAUGUUUCUUUCUUGUUCAUUUUCCCCCUCCAAUUACAUCAAUCUAUUCAAGGUCCAAGAGGAAAGUUACUUCAUGGUUUGCAAUAUUCAAAGUAGUUGUAACAAGUGCGUACAAAACUCAAUUUAACAUCGCCAUUGGAGCAGUGUUAGCAUUUUC